This is a messenger RNA of Strongylus vulgaris, 414 nucleotides long. NCBI's taxonomy places the organism in Eukaryota, Metazoa, Nematoda, Chromadorea, Rhabditida, Strongylidae. The record is from the annotation of a GenBank genome assembly.
AUGAUCUCCAUCUGCAAUGAACACGAUUCCGUAGUGAUUUUCUUUAAAAUGCAAAAAGGUUUGCACCAACCGGGAGUUGAACCCGGGUCUGUACCGUGGGAGGGUACAAUGAUACCGCUACACCAUUGGAUUGGAACUGAGCCUGAUGUUCCAUCUCAAAAAGAAGAGGAGGAAAUCGCAUUUGUUAGAAAAGUUGAUUUAUUAGAGGCUAUACUUGGCUUUGUCGGUAAGUACGACGCAGGUUUAAAAAAAACACUUCUGCUGCAGAAUUAUCAAAUCGCAAAAUAUUUGCACCAACUGAGAAUGAAACCUGGCUCCAUACCGGACAAGCUUUUCUUUAUUAAACUGCAUCCAUCAUCCCAAGUGACUGAAACGGAUCGAUCCAAUAGCCCUUUCGACUACUUCUUGUUGUGA